UUUCAGAAGCAAAACACCUGUCCACAACUUUACGCGCAAAAAUUUCUGGAAUAUAAAGCUGAGCUAAGUCAAAAAGCAUUCAACUUUAUUUUUAUCGAUGGUUCGAAAACCAAAUUUUCAACCUCAUUUGCAGUAGUCUCCGAAAACCUUGAUGUUUUAAGAAAAGGUAUCCUGCCUAAUCAUUGCUCCAUCUACACCAGUGAAAUCUUUGCUAUAUAUCAAGCCGCCUUAAUUGCAUCGAAAACCAAGGGCAAUUUCUGCAUUUGUACUGACAGUCGGUCUGCCAUUGAUGCCCUCUGGAAAUUCAAAAAGGACAGCGUUCUAGUAACCCACACCAGGGAUUUGCUAAUUAAACACAAAAACAAAAUUAAAUUGAUAAGGAUUCCUGGCCAUUGUGGCAUCCAAGGCAAUGAACUAGCUGACUCUGUUGCGAGGAGUCUUCAUAAUAACCCAGUUAUCUGUUUUGACACUUUUAAAAAGGCCGAUUUGUCGAGACAUGUACGGCAGUAUAUUAACAAUAAAUCCUUACUAAAGUGGAAAGAAUAUGUUCACCAUUAUGCAGAUAUUAAUCCAACAAAAAUUAGGCCUACUUUUCCUUCCGAUGCUAAACAGUCAGACAUUCUCGUUUUCACAAGACUUCGUUUGGGCCACACGCAGAUCACUCACGGACAUCUUCUUAGUCAUGGAGUAUCAUUAUGCAACGUUUGCGGGGCAAUGAGCACAUCUGUGAAGCAUAUCUUGGACAUCUGCCCUCGUUUUUCUAUUCAAAGGCAACGGAUUUUUGGCUUGACUGUUCCAUCACAACUUCUUUCCGACACUGCAGCACUUAACAUAAGCAAGAUAUCUAGUUUUAUAGCCUCAUGCAACCUAUCUCAUUUAAUUUAGUUAACCUUAACUGUAUAAUAUUUGUAAUCCAUAAACGAAAUGUAAAUUAGUAUUUCUUUUGUAAAACCAGCUGAUGACCUCGAGCUAGUGCUGUUUUUUUUUUCUCUUG
Bactrocera dorsalis (oriental fruit fly) is the source of this 994-nucleotide messenger RNA. RefSeq lists its product as uncharacterized. The annotation marks the transcript as partial. The record is from RefSeq and is a predicted model, not a curated record. Gene Ontology annotation, molecular function: nucleic acid binding; RNA-DNA hybrid ribonuclease activity. Lineage: Eukaryota; Metazoa; Arthropoda; Insecta; Diptera; Tephritidae. The transcript has a single exon.